This is a messenger RNA of Caenorhabditis bovis, 1038 nucleotides long. The record is from the annotation of a GenBank genome assembly. Lineage: Eukaryota; Metazoa; Nematoda; Chromadorea; Rhabditida; Rhabditidae.
AUGGCUUUCUUUUGGGAACUUUAUGAGAAAUCUACAGCGGGAGAGUUUACCGCUUUUCGAAAAGCUCAGUGUAAAGCCAAACCACUAACUGAUGACACUAACACCAAAAUGAUCCCAUUCGGAUCCCCAAAAUUCUAUGCUGUUUGCGGUCUCGGAGGUUCAUUGGCAUGCGGAUCCACUCAUUUGUUCAUAACACCUUUGGAUAUUGUCAAGUGUCGUCUUCAAGUGAAUCCGGAGAAAUAUGGGGGAAUUGUACGAGGAUUUAAAAUCAGCGUAGCUGAAGAUGGAUUGCGAGGAUUGGUGAAGGGAUGGGUUCCGACCACUAUUGGAUAUUCCGCACAAGGAUUUGGAAAGUUCGGUUAUUACGAAAUUUUCAAAGUGCUCUAUGGUGGCAUGUUCAGCGAAGAAAAUGCGUACUUGUAUCGUUCAUGGAUUUAUCUGGCAGCUGCAUCCUCUGCUGAAUUCUUUGCCGAUCUCUUCCUUGCUCCAUUUGAGGCUAUUAAGGUUCGGAUGCAGACGUCUCCAACAGCUCCAUGUUCGAUGAUGAAGUGUGCCCCAAUGAUCUAUAAAUCGGAGGGUGUCUACGGGUUCAUCAAGGGUCUUCCUCCACUCUGGACACGGCAGAUUCCAUACACUACAGUGAAGUUCGUGUGCUUCGAAAGAAUCAUGGAGUUGAUGUAUGAGCACGUUGUUCCGAAACCGAGAAGUCAGUGCUCGAAACCCGAGCAGCUAUUGGUUACGUUCUCCGCUGGAUACCUCGCAGGCAUUCUCUGCGCUGUGGCCUCUCAUCCUCCAGAUACUGUGGUUUCAAAGCUCAAUCAGAAAUCUGAAGCGACAUUGACAAGCAUGGUGAAGGAGUUGGGAUGGAAAGGAAUGUGGGCUGGACUUGGAGCAAGAAUAAUUAUGAUCGGAACUAUAACUGCAAUGCAAUGGCUCAUCUACGACUCUUUCAAGGUGAUUAUGCAUAUUCCACGACCGGACCCAGCUAAAAUGCCAGAAUCAUUGAAAGAGAAACUGCGACUCCAAGGAAAAUUGUGA